AUGGAUGCUUUUUGUGUCAUGUUACGUAUUGUUUUUGUAUUUUAUUUCAUCACUCCUGGAUCAUCAACUUGUCUGAUUGGUUGCUCCUGCUCAGAAGAAAACUUGGGAAGAUCUUUGCUAUGUAUGGAAACCUCCAUGGGACAUAUCCCGGAGGAUAUCCCACACGAUUUCACAAAAAUCCGUAUUGAAAACUGCCCCCUGACUGAGUUACCUCAAGGAUCUUUCUCUAAAGUUAGUGCCUUGGAGUUUCUCUGGCUGAAUUUCAAUGAGAUCACCCUGAUGAGCAUCAAAAGCCUGGAGGGGCUGGCAAACCUGACUGAGCUGAGGCUACAAGGGAAUAAGCUGACUUCGGUACCAUGGACUGCAUUUCAAGACACACCAAAACUCAAGAUUCUGGACCUGAAGCACAAUCGGUUGGAUGUUCUGCCCGAACAUGCUCUGAGACACUUACGCACACUGACCUAUUUAGAUUUAUCCUUCAAUCAGCUUAGUGUCAUAUCAAAAGAUGUCUUCAUCAAUUGGCCCCUUUACCAAAUAUCAGAGAAAGAGUGGGGCAAAGAAGGGGUGGUCUCCAAUGUGGUCUUGGUGCUGCAUGACAACCCCUGGUUGUGCGAUUGCCGCCUCAAAGGCUUCGUUGAAUUCAUGAGGGCGGUGAGCCCUCCCAUCAUCCUGAUGAACUCUUAUUUGAUGUGCUCGGGCCCCGCCUCCAAAGCCAACAAGUUUUUCCACGAGAUCCAGUUGAAAACGUGCAUGAAGCCGGUGGCCUCUGCCCCAGAGACUAACAUCACUUUACCUCGUGGAGCAAAUGCAACACUCACAUGCUUAGUCAAGGCCAGGCCAGACCCGACCAUCCAUUGGAUGUACAGUUUGAAGAUUAUAAGAGGAUUUGCUGCAACUGAGACUCGCAUAGAUGAGGAGACCAUCACCUCCAAGCUAGUGAUUCCCUCUCUUCACCUGGCAAACCGAGGACUCUACACUUGCACGGCCAACAACUUCAUUGGCAACUCCUCUGUUAACAUCACGGUGAACAUCACCUCCUCCAAUACAUCCAUUCCUCUUCCUCCACCUGUCCCUAUGUUGCCAUCCGAUGAGAAUGCCUACAUUGACAUCCGCAUUGCCAAGCAGACAGUUUACGGUAUCACCCUUGAGUGGUAUGCAGCUACAGAUAAUCCGGCAGAAACCUGGUUUACCAUCCACUUUGGCAAAUAUGAUUCCCCCAAAAAGGAGAUAAUCUACAUCGGCCCUGGCAUCAACAGCUACUCAGUCAGUGACUUGCUUCCUGUUACAAAAUAUGAAGUUUGUGUCACCUUGAAGAACCAGCCACCGAGGGACGGCCAGUGUAUUGUGUUUAUGACAGGAAGUGACAUCAGUGAGCUGGAACAGAGGGAGAGGCUCAUCCACAUUAUAGUUAUUGUGUGUGCCAUGGUUCUGUCAGUGCCGGCCGGCAUGUACGCUUGCACCACAGAGGCCAGGUUCAGCUGUGUGGAUCGCUGCAUCGAUCUGUGGAAGAAACGAAAUCUGCGCGGGGAGAACUCGCAGGGGACAGAGAGGCAGGGCACUUUUGACAGUUUACAGGCAGCCAGCGAUGAAGGCCUGUGCAGGGACUCAGAGGAAAAGCCCAAAAAGAGGCAGAAGCCUGAAGAUAAGAGCAAAGGAGGCACUGCAGCUGAUCUUUACUAG
Scomber japonicus (chub mackerel) is the source of this 1680-nucleotide messenger RNA. Its product is annotated as leucine-rich repeat, immunoglobulin-like domain and transmembrane domain-containing protein 2. The transcript is spliced from 3 exons. Lineage: Eukaryota; Metazoa; Chordata; Actinopteri; Scombriformes; Scombridae. The record is from RefSeq and is a predicted model, not a curated record. Gene Ontology annotation, molecular function: protein binding. Bases 1 to 1680 code for a protein of 559 amino acids.